Molecule: messenger RNA, 2856 nt
Organism: Etheostoma spectabile (orangethroat darter)
Lineage: Eukaryota; Metazoa; Chordata; Actinopteri; Perciformes; Percidae
Gene: dnajc7
Product: DnaJ (Hsp40) homolog, subfamily C, member 7
Exons: 14
Coding region: 63-1553 (496 amino acids)
Molecular function (GO): protein binding
Source: RefSeq, a predicted model, not a curated record
CUUGUUGACAAUGUACGUAACGACUGCAGUAUGUGGCCACGCCCCUCCCCAUUGACGGCAAAAUGGCGACGGAGAACUGUGAUGCUGUGAACAUGGACCCUGACAUGGAGCUGCUCAGUGACGAAGAAUUAGAAAGGGAAGCGGAGGGCUUCAAAGAGCAAGGCAAUGCCUUUUAUAUCAAAAAGGAUUAUGCAGAAGCAUUCAAUUAUUACUCCAAGGCCAUAGACAUGUGUCCAAAGAAUGCAAGUUACUAUGGAAACCGGGCAGCCACGCUAAUGAUGUUGUGUCGGUACAGAGAGGCUUUAGAGGAUUCCCAGCAAGCAGUACGACUAGAUAACGACUUCAUGAAGGGCCAUCUGCGAGAGGGCAAGUGCCACCUGUCCCUUGGCAAUGCUAUGGCUGCCAGCCGCUGUUUCCAGAGGGUUCUGGAGCUGGAGCCUGACAACAGCCAGGUCCAGCAGGAGCUGAAGAAUGCAGACUCCGUCCUUGAAUAUGAGAGAAUGGCAGAGAUAGGAUUUGAGAAGAGAGACUUCAGGAUGGUUGUUUUUUGCAUGGACCGUGCCUUGGAGUCUGCCGUAGCCUGUCACAGGUUCAAGAUACUGAAGGCAGAGUGCUUAGCCCUGCUGGGACGCUACCCAGAGGCUCAGUCUGUAGCCAGUGAUAUUCUGCGAAUGGAGUCCACCAAUGCAGAUGCACUGUACGUGCGUGGCCUUUGUCUGUACUAUGAGGACUGCAUUGACAAGGCUGUCCAGUUCUUUGUCCAGGCCCUGCGCAUGGCUCCUGACCACGACAAGGCUCGGCUCGCAUGCAGAAAUGCCAAAGCACUGAAAGCUAAGAAGGAGGAGGGGAACAAGGCGUUCAAGGAGGGAAGCUUUGAGGCAGCCUAUGAGCUGUACUCUGAGGCACUAACAAUAGACCCCAACAACAUCAAGACUAACGCCAAGCUGUACUGUAAUAGGGCCACUGUUGGAUCCAAGCUGAAGAAAUUAGAACAGGCCAUUGAAGACUGCACGAAGGCCAUUAAACUGGAUGAGACCUACAUCAAGGCCUAUUUACGGAGAGCACAGUGCUACAUGGACACAGAGCAGUAUGAAGAGGCAGUGCGAGAUUAUGAGAAGGUUUACCAGACAGAGAAGACAAAAGAACACAAGCACUUUCUGAAACAUGCCCAGCUGGAGUUGAAGAAAAGUAAGCGGAAAGAUUACUACAAAGUGCUUGGGGUGAAUAAGAAUGCCACAGAAGAUGAGAUCAAGAAAGCUUACCGCAAACGGGCGCUGUUACAUCACCCAGACCGUCACAGUGGAGCUAGUCCUGAGUUGCAGAAGGAAGAGGAGAAGAAGUUUAAGGAGGUGGGCGAGGCUUUCAGCGUGCUUUCGGACCCAAAGAAGAAGGCUCGCUAUGACAGCGGUCAGGAUCUGGAGGAUGACGGCAUGAACAUGGGAGAUUUUGAUGCCAACAACAUUUUCAAGGCGUUCUUUGGAGGCCCAGGGGGGUUUAGUUUCGAAGGUAACUCAGCAUCUGGACCAGGAAAUUUCUUCUUCCAGUUUGGUUAACUGGAGGAUUUGUCUACCUAAACAGUUACUACAUCAGGACUUUUCAACAAUGUCAACCCCUGACCCACCAUCCAUAUUUAAUGACUGAUUGCAAGUCAGAUUCCUGUCUAUGCCAUUGACUGAAUGAAUGCUACCCAAUGACCACAUGCAACAAAUGAUUUAAACCUGUAUUGCAAGGACACCAAGACGGCACCGACUGAGUUCAUAGUGUUACUGGUUUUGGAUUUAGUUUUCUUCCUUUCAGAAUCAAACAAACUUUAAAGUCCUUAAUGGCUAGCAACACUGUUCCAAAUAUUUUCUGGAUUUUUGAGAUAGCAGAGAUUGUGCAGCUAUUGUAUGAGAGCUUUUAGGGAUCCAUGCAGGAAGUGACAUCCUGCGGAAACUCUAGAGAUGCAACUGAGCAUUUAGCAAGCUAUCAUCGGGCUUGUCUCAACGUGAGGGGGCAUUCUCUGCAUGAUAAUAGUUAAUAACUUGCUUAAUGAUUUUCUUGCUUAAGAAAAUCCCUUGGCAAGCAGCACCUUCCCCUUUUGAAGAAUGUGCCAGAAAGACAGUUGGCUGCUACAAAUUCGCACUGAAAACUGCCUCCUUGUCAUAAGCCAACAAGAGCAUUUUUUUUAUUAUUAUUUACAGCUGGAGCCUAGACCUACACGUACAGUACAGCUGAAGCACAUUAGAAAGAUGGCAGUGAAGACAGCUGUGCUGGCUUUGUUGCCAGCAAAGUCCCCCUCCCUCUAAUUCUCACAAGUUUUAUGUUUGAUGUUGCCAUUCACAGAUUGCUGCAUUGUACAUUUUACUGGAAUGUAAAGUGUUCAUUUGUGAAAGUUUAAUCCCUUUUUUUAUUUUGAUAUGUAUAUUUAUUGAAAAUUUGCUGUCUGAUAGAACAAUCGAUGUAAGAUGUGGACACCUUUCUGUUAUGUAAAAGUUUGAAAGAGACACUGAUUAUGAACAUCCCGUUGACACAAAUUCAGGAAGAUAAUUGUUUUGUUUACAUGUUUCUACAUGAAAUAUGCAGAAAUAGAUACUACUCUGUAUGUACCUUUAAAUAUGAUGCAAGUUUACUUAGUGUAACAGAUAAGCAUACAAAUGGAACAAAUAUGUUUGCUAUUGUGGAAGAAAGUAAUUAUGAGAUAUGUUCAGUUACUUCCUGUUGAUGAGCGUGUUGUUCAAAUGGUGCACUUAAUGAUGACAAGAAAAGCGUCCUCAUCUUUGCUCAUUGUUUUUGCCCUUAUGGUGAAAUCAUCCUCUAUCCUUGAAAAGUAUCAGCUGUUUCAAUAAAGUUGACAUCCUCUGGGUUUCCCCUAAA